Molecule: messenger RNA, 8344 nt
Organism: Crotalus tigris (Tiger rattlesnake)
Lineage: Eukaryota; Metazoa; Chordata; Lepidosauria; Squamata; Viperidae
Gene: CCDC7
Product: coiled-coil domain containing 7
Exons: 72
Coding region: 180-8213 (2677 amino acids)
Source: RefSeq, a predicted model, not a curated record
UUUCGGGAUAACGGCCUUUUCCUCAGAAGAAACAACAAGGCACCCGAAGCGGCGGCUUGAUAAAGCAGCGUGCGGACAGGGGGAGAUGCAGCGCACGGGCAUUUGAUCAGCUUUCGGAAAGCAUUGACCAUAAAGGGAAAGUGUAGCUCGGCCUUUGCCUAGAUUAUAUAACCAACACAAUGAAUGCAACAAAACAAAGGAAACAAAAUCCAAUUGACAUCUCAUCUCCUGGAACAAAGAAGAAAGGAAGAAUGUAUAACAGAUAUGAAGCUAACCCAAUGGUUUUAGUGCCUGCAGCUCCCAAAGAAACCAUUACACAAUAUUCUCUGGGUCUUACAUCAGGAAAUAAAGAUAGAAUGUUUGAUGAAAUGGACAUGCUUAGGAAUAUUACAAAACAUCUAAAUGAGAUUGUGCAUACAAUGGAAGGUGUCUAUAUAAAGGAAGGUGAAAUUAAAGAAAGUAAAGAAGAGGAAGAGGAAGAAGAACUACCUGAAGAUUAUGAAGAUAUGACUUCUUUCCUGAUAUGUUGUUCACAACUUAGGACACAAUUAGAAAAUGCACUUCGUGAAGAAAAGCAAAUAUUAGAGUCAUUGCUUAAGUGGUUUGAAAAGGAGGUCCAUGAGAUGGAAGAGAUAGGUGAGGAAGAAAUUAUACCAGAUUGGCAAAUUCCUCUAGCAGAUAAAAGCAUAACAAAUAAUAUCAAUCAGUUACUGAAUCGCAUUCAAAGACUUGAAGAACUAAAAGGCCGUGUUCAAGAGCUACCCAAACUUAUUCAGCUUUCCAUACCUAAACAGGAAAAGAAAAAAGCAGUAAGCCCAACACCUCCCACUCCAAAAGAUCCAAAAAAUAUAAUUGAAGAACUUGCUACAAGACAUGCAACUGAGGAUGUGUUGAAUAUGGUACAGGUUUUCCAGGAAGAUUCAGGACAACCACAAACAAUUGAGAUGAUGAACAAUCGCAUGAUAGAAAUAAUGAAAGUAUUUGAAAGACAAACAAAUAAGUUACACAGAGUUGUAAAUGAACAGGAUGUGCUGGAAGGUAAAUUACAGAAAAUUCAGCAAGAAUUUCGACAUCUAACAGAAGAAAAAGAAAUAAUGGAGGAUGAGCUUCAAAAAAUGAAAGCUUCAGAGCAAGAUAAAGGAAUAUCAGAGACAAGAAAAAAAGUAUUACCAAAACUGGAGAAGGUGAAAAUUGAAGAGAAACCACAAGUUCCUUCAGAAAAGGCCCAGGUAACACAGAAACCAGAGUCUGGUUUUGCAAAGGAAAAAGAACAUAUAAAAAUGAAAGAUGAUUUAACUAAAGCUCAGGAAGACAUUCAAUCCCUUCAGGAAGAGAAGAAAAUGCUUGAGGAGAAGCUACAGAAAGCUUUAGAGGACGUUGAAAAGGCAAAGAUUCAACUUGCUGAAAUACCUCCAACUAUUCCAGACUGGCAGUUCCCUUUAUCAGCAGGUGUGGAAGAGGUACCAAAGAAAGUCAAGAAAGCCUCAAAAGGGAAAGUUAAAGGAGAUGAUUUAAAAGAGGUACCUAUUAGUGGAACAGAAAAAACAACCCCCAAAUUACAAAAAAUCGACACAGGAAAAACAAGUGAAAUGCUUCCUCGAAAAAGUCAGGAACUUUCUAAACAAAAAGGAUCAGCUGGUGUUACGGAAAAGCUUUUAAAACACCCUUCCCAAUCUGAGGAUACUGAUAAAAAAAAGGAAGAAUCUGGGAAAAUAAAAACUGAGAUGGUUGAUUUCAAAGAUGUGGCAAAACGUAAGGAUUCUUCUGAAAUGAAGAAGCGACGUUUAAAGGGCGCAGGGAAAGACAUAUCUAUAGAAGAAAAGCAGCAAUUGCCUGAUUCUGCAAAAGAUGAGGAAAAAAUAUUGCCAGUGAUUUUAGAUAAACAUGUAGAAAUGCUUCCACCAGACUCAAAAAGCCUUAGAGAAGAAAUUACUAUACCUCCUCAACUUAAUAUGGAAGAACGUGUGCCAAAUACUAAACAGAAAAGUUUGCAAGUUACUCCAGAAUUCAAAAUGAAGGACACAGCUGAAUUUAAGCCUUUAACAUCACAAAAAGAAAUCCCAAGACUUGACAUAGAUUCAGUAGGACUUAAAAAAGAGGAGGAUCACUUGAUCUGUAAAAGAAUGUUUCAGUUAAAAGAUAAUUUGACGAAACUAAAGGGAAUGCCUGAAGCUGAAACUUUAGCAAAACUCUUGCUUGAGUCUGACAAAGGAAAAUUACCAGAGAGACAAAAACUUGAGUUACUUCAAAUGCUAAAUCAGCUGGUAACUCCAGAUGAAAUACAGCAAGCUGGUGAAAGAGAGGAAGAUGAAAAAAAAAGAACUUUACUUGCAAAUGUAGUAUCGGUUGUUAGACCUUUAUUGCAAGAGCAGCCUCCUAAAGCUGAUCUCUCAGAGAAAGAAAGAAAUGAUCUGGCAGAGGAAAGAACAGCCUUCCUUUCAAUCUUAGACUCACAUAUAAAAGAUUAUCAACAAAUUAGAAAACACGAAAAUAUUGAAAAAGAAAUUAGGAAGCUUUCAGAAGAAAGAACCCAGCUACGGGCAAAUGUGGAAUUAAAUAUGAAAGAUUUGGAACAAGCCCGGGUUCUUGCAUCUUCCCAGCCAUCAGAAAUUAAUGAGAACAGAGUAAAAGAACUGGAAAAACAAGGAGCACUAUUGGUUGAUAAUCUGGAGGCAAAUCAACAAGAACUUGAAAGUGCUAGAUUUCUUGAAGAGAAGAAGCUUGAUAAACUGGCAAAAGAAAACCAAUCUUUGCUUGCAAUUUUGAAAUCAAAUGUAAAGGGACUAGAAGAAGCUGAGGCUCUUGCAGCUACCCAACCAAGCAUUAUUGCUGAUUUAAAAAUAAAAGAAUUAACUGAAUUAAGAAAUGAAGUGGCUCAGCAUUUAGAGCAAAAUCUGCAGAAUAUCCAAAGGGCAUGGUCUCACGCUCCAGGACUUACAGUUGAAAGCAGACUUCAAGAAAAGGAAUUAGAAGAAUUGCAUGAACUAUCCAAACUAAAGGAACAGUUACUGGAAUCACUGGAAUCUAAUCAGAAAGAGCUACAAGAAAUUCAAGAACUUGCAGCUGCCCAACCUGGCAGUGUCAAUGAGCAUAUGUUACAGGAAUUAACUGAGCAAAGAAGACAAUUGACCAUAGAUCUGGAGGCAACACUAGAUGGCAUACAAGAUAUAUGUCAUCGACCUGCAGAAAGAAGUACAUUUAUACAACCUUCUGAAAAGGAAUUGUAUGAUUUACACAAACUAUCUAAAAAGAAGGGACAGUUACUUGAAAUGUUGGAAUCUAAUUGGAGAGAGAGAGAAGAAGUUCAGGAACUUGCAGCUAUUCAACCAAGCGAUAUCACUGCAAAUAAGCUGCAGGAGUUAACUGAGCAAAGAAAAAAGGUGACCACAGAACUGAAAGCAACUCUAGAUGGUAUACAAAAUAUAUGUCGUCAGACUUCAGAAACUAGUACAUUUAUACUACCUUCUGAAAAGGAGGUACAUGAAUUGCGUGAACUGUCUGAGAAGAAGAAGCAGUUACUGGAAGCACUAGAUUCUAAUCAGAAACAGCUACAUGAAAUUCACGAGCUUGAGGCUACCCAACUAGGCAGCAUCAUUGAGCAUAAGCUGCAAGAAUUGACUGAGCAAAAAAGAUAUUUGACUACAGAUUUGGAGGCAACCCUAGAUAAUAUACAAAAUGUAUGUCGUCAUAGUUCAGAAAGAAUUACAUUUAUACAACCUUCUGAAGAGGAAUUAUUUGAAUUGAAUGAAUUGUCUGACAAAAAACAUCAGUUACUAAAAGCACUAGAAUCUAAUCAGAGAGAGCUACAAGAAAUUCAGGAAUGUGCACCUAUCAAACCAGACAGUGCUAAUGAACAUAAGUGGCAGGAAUUAAAUGAGCAAAGAAGAAAUUUGACCACAGAGUUGGAGGCAACUCUAGAUAGUAUGCAAAAUGUAUGUCAUCAUGCUUCAGAAAGAAUUACAUUUAUACAACCUACUGAAAAGGAAUUACAGAAGUUGCAUGAACUAUCUGAGAAGAAACAUCAGUUACUGGAAACACUGGGAUUUAAUCAGAAAGAACUACAAGAAAUUCAGAAACUUGUAGCUAUCCAACCAGGCAGUUUCAGUGAGCAUAAGCUGCAGGAGUUAACUGAACAAAGAAGACAUUUGACCUCAGAUUUGGAAGUAGCUGUACAUGAUAUGCAAAAUAUAUGUCGUCAUGCUUCAGAAAGGACUGCAGUUGUACAGGCUACUGAAAAAGAAUUAUAUAAGUUGCAAGAACUAACCAAGAAGAAACAGCAGUUACUAGAAACACUGGAAUCUAAUUGGAUAGAGCUACAAGAAAUUCAAGAACUUGCAACUACUCAACCAGAGAGUAUCAGUGGACAUAAGUUGCAGGAAUUAACCGAGCAAAGAAGACAUUUGGCCACUGACCUGGAGGCCACUUUAGAUGAUAUACAAAAUGUAUGUUAUCAUUAUUCAGAAAGAACUACAUUUAUACAACCUUCUGAAAGAAAAUUACAUGAGCUAUUGAUGAAGGAGCAGCAUUUACUGGAAAAGAUGGAAUCAAGUGAAAAAGAACUACAGGAUGCUCAGGAUCUUGCAACUGUCCAGCCAGGCAGUAUCAGUGAUUAUAAACUACAGGAGUUAAAUAAGCAAAGAAGAUCUCUCAUGGCAAAUCUAGAGACAAUUACACAUGAAAUACAAAAACUUACUUCUGAAGGUGUUUCUAUUGUGUAUCCUGAUGAAAGAGAAUUAUAUGAAUUAUCUGGAAAAAGAGAAGAAAUAUUGGCAAAGCUUGAAUCUGUUCAGAAAGAACUAGAUGAAGCUUCAGCUUCUGCAGCUGCCCAGCCAGAGGCAGAGCAUACGUUAAAUAAACUUUCUGUCGAAAAAAGACUUUUGAUUGAAGAACUAGGGCAAACUACCAUUAAUCUACUAAAAGCAAAGAGUAUUGCUUCAGAAAGAGAUAUAAUUGGAAAACCUAUUGAAAAGGAAUUAUAUGACCUAUUAGUAAAGAAGAAAGAAUUGCAAGAAAAGUUGAAGUCCAAUGAGAAGGAGAUAGAUGAAGCUCAGAUUCUUGCAUCUAUCCAUCCAGGCAUUAUCAGUGAACAUGCACUUCAAGAAUUGGUUGAGGCAAAAAGACGCUUGACGACAGUUUUAAAGGCAACUGUACAUGAUAUUCAAAAGGCAGAACAUGUUUUAGAAAUGGCUCAGAUUGAACGACCUAGUGAAAUAAUACAAAAAGGGAGACCACUGAAUCACCUACUUAAAAAAAAAGAAUUGCUACAGAAACGUUUGGAUUCAAAUUGGACAGAAUUAGAAGAUGCUCAGGCUCUUGUAGCUGCUGAACCAGGAUAUAUCAGUGAGCAUAAAUUACAAGUAUUAUCUGAUGAAAGAAGCAAUUUGUCUAAAGAGCUAAAGAAAGUUUUUCAGGAAAUAUUAGCAUUGCAGCAAGGUGCUCCGGAGAAAUUUCCAGAUAGACAUUAUGGAGAAAAAGAAUUAUAUACACUAUCUGAGAAGAAACAAUUGUUAUUGGAAAAUCUAAAAAGGCUACAAGAAGCUCAAGCUCUUGCAGCGGCCCAACCUGGUGGCUUAGAUGAAGAUAAACAAAAGCAGCUAACUGAGCAAAGGAAACAUUUAACUGCGGAGUUAGAGACAAUAGUAAAGAAUAUUCGAAGAGCAGAACAUAGUACUUCAGAAAUACUUCUUGAUAUAAAAGCCAGCGAAAAAGAUCUACAUGAAUUGUUAGAAAAGAAGUUUGAAAUACUGGAAGAUUUGGCAUUCAAUCAAAAAGAGCUGCAGGAAGUUCAAGCUCUUGCAGCUGCCCAACCAGAUAGUACCAGUGAUUAUAAACUCCAAGACCUUUCUGUGAAAAGUAGGCUUUUGACUGAAUAUCUAGACGCAACUGUACAAGAUAUACAAGAAAUACACAAAAUACCAAAAAGCUCUUCAGAAACAAUUAUUGUUACAAGACCCAGUGAAGAAGAAUUACAUGCACUAUCUGAGAAGAAACAACACUUGUUAGAAAAACUGGAAUUUAAGGAGAAAGAAUUACAAGAAGCUGAAACACUUGAAAUUAGUCAACCAGGUACUGUCAGUGCAUAUAAACUACAAGAACUACAUGAUCAAAGAAGAUAUUUAACUGUAGAACUAGAGGCAACUGUACAUGAUAUAGAAAAAAUAGAAAAUCGUGCUUCAGAAGAAACCUUAAUGAGACGAUCUGAGGAAAUAAAAUUGCAUAAAUUACAUGCAUGGAAGAAGCUUUUAUUGGAACAUUUGGAAUCAAAUCUGGAACUACAAGAAGAAGCCCAGACUAUGGAACCAGAUAAUACCACUGAAAAAAAGAUAGAGGAAUUAAAUGAGCAAAGAAAUGUUUUAACUGAAAACCUGGAAGCAGUUGUGGAAGAUAUAAAUGAUAUGAAAAAUUACAUUUCGGAAACAGGAAGAAUUAUCAAAUACAUUGAAAAGGAUUUGAGAACACUUUAUCAGAAGAAGCAAAUGUUUUUGGAAUGUUUGGAGAUAAAUUUAAACAACCUUCAAGAUGCACAGACUGUUGCAGUUACUCAUCCAAGCAGCAUAAUUGAACAAAAAAUAGUUGAUCUCACAAGUGAAAGAAAGCUUUUGGUUGCUGGUCUUGAAGCAAUUAUUCAAGAUUUACAAGAUAUGCAGGAUAUUACUAAAGAAAAAGUUAAAAAAUCUAAAAAAGAGCUUUUGGAGGAACUAUGUGAACAAAAGGGAUUGUUUUUAAACAAAUUGGCAUCAAAUCUGAAAGACUUGAAGCAAGCACAGGCUCUUGCAGCUGCUCAGCCAGGAGGUAUUAAUGAGCAAAAGGUACAAGAUCUCAUUGAAGAAAGAAGGCUAUUAGCUGUAGGUUUAGAGGGAAUUGUACAAAAUAUUCAAAAUAUACAGAAUCUUAAAUCAAGCAAAACCGAACUAUUAACACCCGGUGAAAUACAAGCAUUAACUGAGAAGAGAAGGUUGUAUUUGGAUAAUAUAGAAUUAAUGCAGAAAGAUUUGAAAGUUUUGCAGGCCGCUGCAGUUAUUCAGCCAGACAAUGAACAGAUAGUUCAAUUGUUAGCCGAGCAAAAAAUAAUUUUGUUUGACAAUCUGGAGAAAAUUAUUCAAGAUGUGGAACAAGCACAAAACCUUGACUUAGAAAAUGGUUUGAUGAAAAGAUCUGAUGAGAGACAAAUACAUGAGCUGUUAAUGUUUUCAACACUAGAAUCAAAAUUUUAUGAACUGGAAGAAAUGGAGGCUCUUUCAUAUAAUCAGCUGGAUGUUAUGAAAAAGAAAAUGCACAAUCUAAAAGAACAAAGAAAGAGUUCAUUUGAUAGACGUCAUUUAAUUUAUCCCAAAGAACAUUCAGUAGAAAAUAUACUUGAGAGGCAAAAAGAAGCACUAAAAGAAUUUUUCCAAGAGAGAAAACAUUUGUUUUCAUAUCUGCAAUCAAGUAUUGAAGAUCUGCGACAAAAAAACAUUAUUUGGCAAGAAUCAAAGCAACACUUUCACCCACUAAUUAGACAGAAGACUGAAUCAUCAUAUCACCAAUUAUUAAUGGCAUCAGCUACAUCUCUACAAAUAACCAAACCUCCUAUUAUUAGAAGUCCUCUAGAUAAUACAAAAUCAGAGGAAAGACCCACCAGUUCUAAUCUAGAGCAGCAGAGCAAAAUUCUAAGGAGGGAAAUAGACAUGUCAAGUAGAAGCAAACUUAUCCCACAGUCUUUGCAUAAAAUGUCUGAUCUUUUUUCAUUUGAUCUCAGCAAGUUUUCUUCCAAUGUUGCAUUGCAAGAAAUACUAGAAUAUAACAGGAGUCUGCUUCCAGGCCAUAAAACAAAUCUGCAGCAUGCAUGGCAACUUACACAGCGAAAGAUAUUACAACAACAGGUUAAUCUUGCUGAAAGGUUCAGAGGCUUGUCAAUAUUCUUGCCUCAACCCUGUGGCACUACUAGGUUCCAUGACUAUUCUGCCCAUCCUUCAAGACCAGCAUGGGAAUCAAACCAGUUAAGCCAAAAAAGCUAUCCGCAAAAAGUGGCUUUGUUAAAGAGAAGACUAUUGGGACCAGAAAUAAAAAACAAUAUAAAAGGAGGCAAUUAUUCUUCAGCCUUUCAAGGACUAACUCCUCUAGCUAAUCAAGUUCAAGAUUUGGAUUCAUUCAUUAUUUGUGGAAAGGGAUGUUCUCCUACAAGAAAAGAUGGAACUUCCCCACUUAUAUGGCAAAAUACAAGAAGCCACUGAUCUAACUUUAAUCUUUUGGAUUAAUUCAUUAUGCAGCAACCUUGUAACUUUCAACUUUACAAUUGUGAUAAGGAAAAAUAAGGCAUUCAUGUAUUAAUUUCUCUUGAGACCUGUGAAAACUGUAAUUUGAA